AUGGCACUGCCAUUGCAAGUCCUCUUGGUUUCAUUGUUGCUGCUCAUUGCAGUGCCUGAUAUCUAUGCCACUGUUCACCAUGGUGUGCACCAUGCAGUUGGAUCACGAGGCCAUAAUCGUAUAGUUAUGCCCAAGCACCAUAGGCCAAAGUUCAAGCCUGGCCCGUGGAAGCAGGCCCAUGCAACCUUCUAUGAAGGCGGCCCAGGAUCCUUCGGGGGAGCUUGUGGUUACGAUGAUGUAGUGAAAGAUGGCUAUGGGCUCGAUGGUACUGCAGCAGUGAGCAAUGUUUUGUUCAACACUGGGCAGGCUUGUGGCGCAUGUUAUGAAAUCCAAUGUAUCAACUCCCCUCAAUGGUGCAAACCAGGACAGCAAUCUCUUUUUGUUACAGCGACCAAUCAGUGCCCACCAAAUUACUACGAAUCAAGUGACAAUGGAGGAUGGUGCAAUGAACCACGUGAACAUUUCGAUUUAGCCGAGCCUGCAUUCCUUAAGAUUGCUCAGUACAAAGGUGGCAUAGUUCCAGUCCAAUACCGCAGGGUUCCAUGCCAAAAGCAAGGAGGAAUUCGAUUCACCAUAACUGGAAAUCCUUAUUUCAACCAAGUCUUAGUAUGGAAUGUUGGUGGAGCUGGAGAUGUGGAAAGCUUGCAAGUUAAGGGAAACAAAAAACUGAAAUGGACACCAAUGAAGCGAAGCUGGGGUCAGAAGUGGGAAACAAAUGCAAUGUUAGUUGGAGAAUCACUGACUUUCCGAGUUAGAGCAAGUGAUGGUAGAUACUCAACCUCAUGGCACAUUGCCCCCAAGAACUGGCAGUUUGGUCAGACUUUCGAAGGGAAGAACUUCAAGUAGAAUAUACAAAAACCCCACAUCUUCUUGCUUGAUUGCUUAAAGUUUGGUGCGUCUCUUAUAUUUGCUGGCUAUGAAAAGGUUGUGCCUCAUGGUACAUUUGAGGCAUUCUAUUAUAUUGUAUUCUGUUGUUAGACUUACCACAAAGGUAAGAAAAGAAAAACUAUAAAUAUAGAUGAUUAUGCGAGUGAUAGAGCCAAUAUGAGUGUGGCUUACACCGUAUUAUGAUUUAUGUGUACUAUCACCUG
Messenger RNA from Quercus robur (English oak), 1091 nucleotides. RefSeq names its product expansin-A16-like. The transcript has 3 exons. Gene Ontology annotation, cellular component: extracellular region. Bases 1 to 846 code for a protein of 281 amino acids. NCBI's taxonomy places the organism in Eukaryota, Viridiplantae, Streptophyta, Magnoliopsida, Fagales, Fagaceae. The record is from RefSeq and is a predicted model, not a curated record. Gene Ontology annotation, biological process: plant-type cell wall organization.